UCGUCACAUAUUUCUCUUUGUUUAUCUUCUCUUUCCUCUCUUUCUCCCCUAAACUUUUUCUUUCCCUCCUCUUUCCAUUGAAUCAAAUGAGAGCAUAAGCGUGUGGGUAGUGGGACCUUCGUGAGACUUGGGUAUUUAAGCUCACCUUAUGAAGCGGGAAGUUGAAAGAGCCAGCAUACUCCAUCUUCUUCUGCAAGUUUGAGCUCUCUCUCUCUUCUUUUCCAUUCAUGGCUCGUAACAAGGAAGCGUUGCUUUUGCUGCUUGAUGUUGGCCCAACCAUGCACUCCGUUCUUCCUGAAAUUGAGAAAGUGACUUCCUUGCUUGUACAGAAGAAGCUGAUCUAUAACAAAUAUGAUGAAGUGGGAAUUGUCUUAUUUGGAACAGAAGACACUGACAAUGAACUAACUACAGAAGUGGGUGGAUAUGACCAUGUUGUGGUUUUGAAAAAUAUUAAAGUGGUCGAUGGAGAUAUUGUUGAGGCCUUGCAACAACUGCCUCGAGGAACCUCUAAUGGUGAUUUUCUUGAUGCUGUCAUUGUUGGCUUGGAUAUGUUAAUAAAAAAGUUUGGAGAAACUAAUAAAGGGAAGAAACGUGUGUGUCUUAUUACAAAUGCACAAUGUCCAAUAAAAUAUCCUUUUGAAGGAACAAAAGAAGAGCAAGUUACCGCCAUUGCUAAGCAAAUGACCAUCCAUGGUAUGAAAAUGGAAAGUAUAAUUCUCAGAGGAAAGAUUAGUCAAGAUGGAAACAAGAGAACAAUGGAUGAGAAUGAUCGUUUAUUAAAUAUUUUUGCUGAGGAAACAUCAACGAGAUUGUUGUAUGUGGAGAAUCCAAUUUCUUUGUUUGGUGCUAUUAAAACCCGGACUAUAACUCCAGUUACAGUUUUCAGAGGGGAUCUUGAACUCAGCCCAAAACUGAGGAUUAAGGUAAUGGUAUACAAGAAAACAGCAGAAGAGAAAUUUCCAACUCUGAAGAGAUAUUCUGAUAAGGCUCCUCUAAAUGAUAAAUAUGCCACACAUGAAGUCAAAGUUGAAUAUGAAUACAAGAGUUCUGAAGAUCCUGAUAAAGUUAUCCCUCCAGAUCAAAGAAUUAAAGGUUAUCGUUAUGGGCCUCAAAUAGUUCCUAUAUCCUCUACUGAGUGGGAGGCUGUUAAGUUCAAAACAGAAAAGGGUGUAAAGCUUUUGGGAUUUACUGAUUCUUCGAAUGUAUUGAGACACCAGUACAUGAAAGAUGUCUAUGUUUUCAUAGCUGAACCUGAAAAUACCAAAGCCAUACUUGCAGUUUCUGCACUAGCAAGGGCUAUGAAGGAAAUGAAUAAGGUGGCGAUUUUACGGUGUGUAUGGAGGCAGGGACAAGCAAAUGUUGUCAUUGGGGUCUUGACACCCAAUUUAUCUGACGGAGAUAAUAUUCCUGAUUCAUUUUAUUUCAAUGUACUUCCUUUUGCUGAGGAUGUACGAGAGUUUCAAUUCUCCUCUUUCACCAAUUUUCCAGCAUCGUGUCAGCCAAAUGAACAACAGCUAGAGUCAGCAGCUAACUUGGUAAAAAUGCUUGAUCUUGCACCACAAGGGAAAGAGGAAGUUUUACGACCUGACUUUACUCCGAAUCCAGUCCUGGAGCGCUUUUAUCGUUUUCUGGAGGUGAAAUCAAAGCAUCCAGAUGCUGCGGUACCUCCUAUUGAUGAUACACUGAAGAAAAUUACAGAGCCUGAUGCAGACCUAGUUUUGCAAAAUCAAUCUGUGAUAGACGCAUUUUGUAGGUCUUUUGAGCUAAAGGAAAAUCCCCUGAAGAAAAGGCGCUUAUUGCAAGAAAAUAUAUCUUCUUCAAUGGAUGAAGAGGGUAAAGGAAACAUUACCGCUCAGCCUGCCAAUCUUAUUGAAUCUGUUAAAGUCGAGAACAUUGGGGAUGUGACUCCAGUCCAAGAUUUUGAAGCCAUGAUUUCACGCAGAGAUAGUCCAGAAUGGGUUGUGAAAGCGAUCAAGGAUAUGAAAAAUAAAAUAUUUGACCUUGUAGAGGACUCCAAUGAUGGUGAUAACUAUCCCAAAGCACUGGAGUGUUUAGUUGUGCUUCGCAAGGGUUGCAUUCUUGAGCAGGAGCCAAAACAGUUCAAUGAUUUCCUAAAACAUCUUUGCAAUUUCUGUCGAGAGAAAAACCUUGAUGGUUUCUGUGAAUAUCUUGCUUCUAAAGAACUCACCUUGAUCUCCAAAACAGAAGCUGCAGACAGUGAAGUUACUGAUGAUGAAGCCAGAAGUUUCUUGGUUAAAUCUGAAACAUAACAUGUUAUUUGACAAAAAUAGGAAGACGUUGUAUCAUUCAUUUGAAUUCACUUGAGAUUCUGACACUUGGAUUUCAUAUGCGAGAAAUUAGAAUUUGGCAUUCUGCGGGCAUACGUACUUGAUAGAUGAAAUGUUCAUACUCUAGUUCAGGAUGUGACAGUGCAGUUGUAAUUAAAUAUGAAGUAGUAUUUCCCAAUUUGGAUGAACUAAUGUUAUUCACCCCAAUAUAAGGGUGUGCUGAUGGAACAUUAAAUUUUGGUCUUUUUUGUGUAUCCACGAGUAGCUCAGCUUUUAUGCAUGCUGCAUACCAAGUUCACUUUGCUCAA
Lotus japonicus is the source of this 2596-nucleotide messenger RNA. RefSeq names its product ATP-dependent DNA helicase 2 subunit KU80. Gene Ontology annotation, biological process: DNA recombination; cellular response to X-ray; telomere maintenance. Gene Ontology annotation, molecular function: damaged DNA binding; double-stranded DNA binding; DNA helicase activity. The transcript has 12 exons. The record is from RefSeq and is a predicted model, not a curated record. Gene Ontology annotation, cellular component: Ku70:Ku80 complex; nucleus. Lineage: Eukaryota; Viridiplantae; Streptophyta; Magnoliopsida; Fabales; Fabaceae. Bases 228 to 2270 code for a protein of 680 amino acids.